Oldenlandia corymbosa var. corymbosa is the source of this 1707-nucleotide messenger RNA. Lineage: Eukaryota; Viridiplantae; Streptophyta; Magnoliopsida; Gentianales; Rubiaceae. The record is from the annotation of a GenBank genome assembly.
AUGCCAGUGCUGCCAUGGCGAGUUCUCUCACCCUUCCUCAUUCUCUGUUUCUUUCUAACUUUUGCUGAUUCGAGGCGUCAAGCGAGUGACUUCAAUGCCACGCUUCCUGACUUGAAAAACUCUUCUUCUCCGGCGAUGCCCAAGGUGGACAGCUUUGCUGAAAUGAUUGAUAAAGCUUUGGAUAAAGAGUUCAAUGAAACUAAUGAAGAAUCAUCUGAAGUUGAUCAUGGUAGCUUCAACAAUAGCGUCGCUGGAGAGCAGGCAGUUCUGGAAACUGUUGCUAGAGUUCGGAACAAGAAAAACGAGACAAAGGAAGAGAAGUCAUUUCAGUUGCAUGAUGUUUUCAACUUGGAGAACGAAAACCAAGCUGAAGAUACACCAACGCUGAUAGAUAAGGAGGACAAUGUCUUCAUUAUAUCCAGUUCCAAAUCAAAGAUCCCAAUACUGCAGUUAGACCUGAGAUUGAUAAGAGAUCUUGUUGUUGUGAUUGUAUCUGCGACUUGUGGUGGUAUAGCUUUUGCUUGUGCUGGACAACCGGUCAUAACUGGAUAUUUACUAGCAGGUUCUCUCAUUGGACCUGGGGGUUUCAAUAUUGUUAGUGAAAUGGUGCAAGUUGAAACCGUUGCACAGUUUGGUGUCAUCUUUCUCCUUUUUGCCUUAGGAUUGGAAUUUUCCACAGCCAAGCUUCGUAUUGUCCAAGCAGUUGCUGUGUUAGGAGGUUUGCUCGAGAUUUUUCUUUUUAUGUGCUUGUGCGGGAUAAUAGCCUCUCUAUGUGGUGGAGAAAUAUCUGAAGGGGUUUUUAUUGGUGUCUUCUUGUCAAUGUCUUCAACAGCUGUGGUUUUAAAGUUUUUGAUGGAAAAAAGGAGUAUUAUGACAAUUCAUGGUCAGGUCACAGUUGGAACCCUGGUUCUCCAGGACUGUGCCGUGGGUUUGUUGUUCGCAUUACUUCCUAUUCUUGGUGGUACAUCAGGGCUGCUUGAGGGAGUAAUUUCCAUGACUAAAGUGUUGGUGAUUUUAGCUACAUUCAUGACCAUCCUGUUAAUACUUACCCGCACAUGUAUACCUUGGUUUAUGAAGCUGAUGAUAAGCCUCUCAUCAAAGACUAAUGAGCUUUACCAGUUGGCAGCUGUGGCGUUUUGCUUAUUAGUUGCUUGGUGUAGUGAUAAGCUGGGCUUGAGCCUUGAAUUGGGAUCCUUUGCGGCUGGAGUGAUGAUUUCAACCACUGAUCAUGGUCAGCACACUCUCGAACAGGUUGAACCUGUCCGAAACUUGUUUGCUGCUCUUUUUCUCGCCAGCAUUGGAAUGCUUAUUCACGUGCAUUUCCUAUGGAAUCAUAUCGACUUUCUACUGGCUGCUGUUAUUUUGGUGAUUGCUGUCAAAACAAUUGUGGUUGGAGUGGUGGUCAAGGGGUUUGGCUAUGGUAGUAAGACAUCAAUUCUUGUUGCGAUGUCCCUAGCCCAGAUAGGGGAAUUCGCUUUUGUUCUUUUAAGUCGUGCCUCAAAUCUUCAUCUGAUCGAGGGUAAAUUGUACAUGCUGCUCCUUGGCACUACAGCUCUGAGCUUGGUGACUACACCAUUGCUAUUCAAGCUGAUUCCUGCUGCAGUGCACCUUGGAGUGUUAUUAAGGUGGUUUUCGCCUGACAUUUCUACUGAGAUUGGAUUAAAAGGUGAUGUCCUGCGUGCUGAGAGUGCUAAAGUAUUACUCUGA